GUAGUUUUCCUCCAUGGUUCCUGCCUCUGCUCCAGGACCAGUUCUUGCCUGGACUCGCAAAAUGAAAUAAUUUCUUUUCUCCUCUAAGUUGGUUUGGUCCCAAUUUUAUUACAGCAACAGAGAAGCAAACUAAGACAUGUGGAAAAAGGGAGUCUCAAAUAAGGAACUGCAUGGAUCAGACUGGCCUGUGGUUCAUGAAGCCUGGAGGUGAGAACUCAAGAGACUAUCCUGAUAUGGCAAAGGAAGCAGGCCAGAAGGCAUUGGAAGAUGCACAGAUCCCUUACUCCGCAGUGGAACAGGCAUGCGUUGGCUAUGUGUAUGGUGAUUCCACCAGUGGGCAGAGGGCUAUCUAUCAUAGUUUGGGACUGACUGGCAUUCCUAUAAUUAAUGUCAACAAUAACUGUUCUACUGGUUCGACUGCUUUGUUUAUGGCCCAUCAACUGAUUCAAGGAGGCUUGGCAAAUUGUGUGUUGGCUCUUGGGUUUGAGAAGAUGGAGAGGGGAUCCAUUGGAACAAAAUUCUCAGAUCGGACCACUCCAACUGAUAAACAUAUUGAAGUCUUGAUCGAUAAGUAUGGAUUGUCUGCACAUCCGAUUACUCCUCAGAUGUUUGGGUAUGCUGGGAAAGAACAUAUGGAAAAAUAUGGAACAAAAGUUGAACACUUUGCAAAAAUUGGAUGGAAAAAUCAUAAACACUCAGUUAAUAACACGUAUUCCCAGUUCCAAGAUGAAUACAGCUUAGAAGAAGUAAUGAAAUCAAAACCAGUUUUCGAUUUUCUGACUAUCUUGCAAUGCUGCCCCACCUCAGAUGGUGCCGCUGCCGCGAUUCUGUCCAGCGAGGAGUUUGUGCAGCAGUACGGCCUGCAGUCCAAAGCGGUGGAGAUUGUGGCCCAGGAGAUGAUGACUGACUUACCCAGUACGUUUGAAGAGAAAAGUAUUAUUAAAGUGGUUGGCUAUGAUAUGAGUAAAGAAGCUGCCAGGAGAUGCUAUGAGAAGUCCGGCCUGACACCCAACGAUGUCGACGUGAUAGAGCUUCACGAUUGCUUCUCUGUCAAUGAACUCAUCACUUACGAAGCACUGGGGCUCUGUCCAGAAGGACAAGGUGGAACCCUGGUGGACAGAGGGGACAACACUUACGGAGGAAAGUGGGUCAUCAACCCUAGUGGAGGCCUCAUCUCAAAGGGACACCCACUGGGCGCAACAGGUCUGGCUCAGUGCGCGGAGCUCUGCUGGCAGCUGAGAGGCGAAGCCGGAAAGAGGCAGGUUCCCGGGGCAAAGGUGGCUCUGCAGCACAAUCUAGGCCUCGGAGGAGCUGUGGUUGUCACCCUCUACAGGAUGGGUUUUCCCGAAGCUGCCAGCUCCUUCAGGACGCACCAGGUUUCAGCUGCUCCCACCAGCUCUGCAGGGGAUGGAUUCAAGGCAAACCUCGUCUUUAAGGAGAUUGAGAAGAAGCUUGAAGAGGAAGGGGAACAGUUCGUGAAGAAAAUCGGUGGCAUUUUUGCCUUCAAAGUGAAAGAUGGCCCUGGAGGCAAAGAAGCUACCUGGGUGGUGGAUGUGAAGAAUGGCAAAGGAUCUGUGCUUCCCAAUUCAGAUAAGAAGGCUGACUGCACAAUCACCAUGGCCGACUCAGACUUGCUGGCUUUGAUGACUGGAAAAAUGAACCCUCAGUCGGCCUUCUUUCAAGGGAAACUGAAGAUUGCUGGUAACAUGGGACUGGCCAUGAAACUACAGAACCUUCAGCUUCAGCCGGGCAAAGCUAAGCUGUGAGGAGUCCCUUUGGCAACCUCAGGACAUCAAGAUGAGAUGUGUAGAUAGGUAGAGAUCCACGUCUCGUCGUCAGGGCUUAGACUGACACCUCCCGAAUAGCAUGAGAUAGAUUUGUUGCUAAUUGGGUGUGGUCAAUUGUGUUUCCCCGAAGCUGGGAGGUACAUAGGGCCUCCCUGCCUGCACUGCUGCUUUGAGGACUUGCAUUCUACUGUGCUUGAUGAAGCUACUAUGUCAAUGAUGGUUUGGGGUAAACUUGAGUUUCAGAAUAAAAUUCAGAACAGUAAAAUCUGAAGACUGAGUAAACAAAGCCCUUGUUUUGCUUAGAAGUAUAUUUGAGGAUCACUGUGUUGGACACUCGGUGUGACAUUUCUCCUUGGGGGGACUAGAGAAGAAACAGAUUUCCAUAGUUGACCAGGAAUUAGUGCCUCACACUCAAUUACCUGCAUCAGUUUCUCACUAAUAGUUCUUAAAAUAAAAUUCUGUACUAAAAGUUUAAAAAAAAAACUUUAAAAAUGUUCAUUUUAUGCCAUCAGAAACAGUUCUUUUCUUCCCAAAUAAAAUACAAGAAUUAUGGUCAGAGCUUAAGAGAGAAUUUACAGCUGAACAGAACUGUUUUAAAAUAUUUUUCAAAUGGGCAUCUUUUUAAAAAUCAUAGUAUCAGAGCCAUGGAUACCAUUAAUAAAAAUAACUGAAUAAAGUUUUUUCCAGAGAUACGGGCUUCAAAUUAUAGUUUCAUAUUAAUAAGUGUAUAAACUGAGUCUCACAAAUUUCCUUUUUCAUACACUUGAUUGUCUGCAUUUAUCUUUCUUCCAAGUUUUUCUAAUUCUAAUGCUAUUUGUUAUAAUUUAGGUUUGGGAUAAAAAUAUGCUUUUGGAAGAUUUAAAAAGAAAAUUAAAACAGCUCUUCCUGAUU
Messenger RNA from Mus musculus (house mouse), 2678 nucleotides. It is a transcript of the gene Scp2, whose product is annotated as sterol carrier protein 2, liver. Gene Ontology annotation, molecular function: propionyl-CoA C2-trimethyltridecanoyltransferase activity; oleic acid binding; signaling receptor binding. The record is from RefSeq and is a predicted model, not a curated record. Gene Ontology annotation, cellular component: cytoplasm; endoplasmic reticulum; mitochondrion. Gene Ontology annotation, biological process: regulation of lipid biosynthetic process; bile acid metabolic process; fatty acid oxidation. The coding region runs from base 171 to 1766 and encodes 531 amino acids. The transcript is spliced from 16 exons. Lineage: Eukaryota; Metazoa; Chordata; Mammalia; Rodentia; Muridae.